ACACGGUUUUCUAUACAUUAUUUCACAUUUACGUGUUUAAAGUUAUUUCAUCAUUUUUGUAGUCUAUCUUUUUUUCAGGACCUGUUGUUGGCGCACUGACGGACAAAUACGGUUGUCGUGUUGUUGUUGUUGCCGGAGCUGUCAUCAGCUGUGUCGGAUUCGUAGCCAGCUCUUUUGCAACUAGUAUACUUUACCUCUGCUUGUCGUAUGGUAUCUUAGCAGGUCUAGGAAUCGGAUCGAUGUAUAUACCAGCAAGUGUCUGUGUAAUACAACAUUUCAACAAGCGCCGAUCUCUAGCCAAUGGCAUUGCUGCGUGCGGAUCAGGCGUAGGAACAUUCGUAUUCAACCAGUUGACACGAGCUUUGAUAGACCAAUAUAGUUGGAGAGGAACUAUUUUGUUGGAGGCAGGAAUAACGCUGCAAGGAGCAGUGCUGGGGCUAUUUUUGCUUCCUCCUAAGGCUAAGAGACUGAAGGACCAAAAUAACAAGAAACUAAAAGGUGACUCGAACUCAGUUUCAACUAGUGGUAAUAGCUUAAGUGACUCCUCUAAAGCUUAUACUACCAUCCACAAAGAUGAACUCGGAACAGAUAUUGAAAAGACAUGUUUUGAAAUUGACACAGAUAUUAAUUGUGAAGAAGAUGCAUCAACUAGGCCAUCAUCUCGGUCAACUAAAAGCUCGUCUAAGCUACAAAUGACGAUAAACUCGUUGUUACACGUGAGUCUUCUGAAAAAUUUUAGGUGCUGGUUAUUUCUUUUAUCAGCUUCAACAUUUCAAUUUGCCUUCACAAUAGCCUUCAGCCUUAUACCUGACCAAGCCAUGGAGAUUGGUAUGACAAAACACCAAGCCACUUGGUUAACGUCUUCAAUAGGUAUAUCAAACACCAUCAGUCGUGUCUGUUUUGGUUGUUUAGGAGAUAUGCGAUGUAUCAAUAGAAUGGUGCUAAAAGAGAUAAUUCUGUUGAUGGCUGGGGUAUCCACGGGCUUGUCUAUCCUGCUCACAUCAUUCGAGCUAAAAAUAAUAUACACGAGCUUGUUUGGUUUUCUAGUCGGCGGAUAUGUGACAUUGCGCCCGGUGGUACUGGCUGAUCUGUUCGGCACUGAAGUCAUUGCAAAGUCGUACGGACUUCUAAUGUUUUUCGUUGGAGUUUCUGGCUUUAUUUCUACACCACUUGGAGGUUUGCUGUUUGACAUGACCGCUGAUUAUGACGCCACAUUCGUCGUCGCCGGAGUGGCAUUUAUAAUAGCAGCAUUUCUUUUACUUUUAUUGAAAAUUUUAUCAAAUAGAAAAAGAAAAUAAUGAUCAAUGACAGUGAUGUAUAUUCGUUUAUUCUUCUAAUCAGACAAUCAGAAAUAAUGUUAUUGUGAUGAGAUAGUGUUUGCAUAAGGUGACUAACAUGCUCUGUCGAAUGUCUUCACCCCACCACCACGACAAAGGAAGGGUAUCAGAAUGAAAUUUACAUAACCGCCAACACGAAAAUAGUACAGAAAAUUUAGAUUAAAUGGUUUUUAGGCUUUUUCUCUUGUCCAGACGGUUAUAUUCACGUGGUCGGGUUUUCAAAUAAUUCAACAGGCAUAAACAUUCAACCUAAAAGGCUGAUACAUGUACAUGUAAGUCAUAAGGACCCACUUAAAACAACUGUUGGUGUAUUUUCUUUGGAAUGACUUCCUGUUAAAAUGUUCUCUAUUUUCUAACCAGUUAAAAAGAUCCGAUAUUUUUUAUAUAAAUAUGUUUAAAUUUAAAUCAAAAGCAAUUAACAACUGUUGUUUUUCCGGCGUGCAAAUUCAGAUCUAUAUUAUAUAGUAAGGAUAUGCUGCAGUUGAUGUAAUUAACCUUUACCCUGCUAAAUUUUUAAAAUAGACUGGUCUAUCAUUGUCAGAAUGAUUUAUAUGUUUGAUAUAUUGAUAAUGUUACACGUAAGCACAGAUAGUAGUUGACUCCCUUUUCAUGCUAUCAUUGCUAUAAUUAUUGUUGAAUUGCUGUUAAUAAUAAGAUUUGGGUCAUUUGUGGCUGAUUUGGGUUCAUAAUUUCGAUAGCUGGAUCCCAGCAUCACACAUUGGGAAAGUUCACAUGGAAGCUCUAGGGUAGAGUAUAGACCGACUCUAUACUCGAUAACCCACUUGAACGGUAUAAAUGAGUACACCAAUCGUACCUUCCCUGUUGGAGAGCUGAACUCUGCAAACACCACGGCGAGGUAGGGUUUACUGGUUCCUUGCUUUUCAUCACAGCGCUCAUUGUGCAGGGGGAAAACAAUUUAAGAUAUUUCCAGGGCCCAAUUUUUGAUUGGUCUGUUACUUUACUGGUGGAAGCAAGUAUCAUUUACACAACAGCCUGCACUUCUCUAGAGUUCCGAUGUGAACUGCCCAUAAUGUCAUAAAUAAUAGUUAAAGGGAACCAGAUAUUUGAUAGAGCAAGUUCUCGUUGUAAAACACUAUGUAUAAAUUUGCACCAAUCAGAAUACGUUCUAUAAAUAGCACCAAUCAAAGCUCACGGCUGCUAAGGUAUAAAUAGGUAGAUGCAUGAGAGAUCAUUCGGUAUCCAGCGAUCGAAGAAGACACAUUCAACUAAUAAUUUAUCCCAGUACCUUGAUGAGGAAGUUAUUGCAACUACACUGACAGGGCGGAUAAAUUAUUAAAAAGAAGACGUUUGAAGUUCAAAGACUAAAGAAAGAGUUGCAAAAUUUCAACAAGGUUUCGAGCCGAGCUAUAUGGCCAGCGCAUAGGAGUUUUACCUUAAGGGUAGUUGAAUGCUAUAGACGAUAGCAAUAUAGGCUGAGCAUCGGAAUACUGAGGUAGAGACAUAGGUUUUGGUGAUCUACUGAGGAAGUAGGAGAGUUCCAGCUUAUAGACGAGGUUACGCGUUAUUAGCGAAGUACAGCCAAUGCGUCAGGGUUGGUAGAUGAAUGCUUUAAGUGAUAGGAUAUAGGCGCUGAGCAUUCAGGAGUUGGGGCAAUCUUAGUGAGUUGCAGCUUUAAUUAAAAGAAUAUAGGCUGAGCAUCUAUGCGAUAGGUCUCGUACGUUGUUGUUCAAAGACAUUGUCUGAAGGGAACUUCGACAUAAAGACCAGUCAAGUAUAGUAUCUCCAACUUAUAAACUUAUAGGAGUUUAAGCUGUUGAUUUUGAGUUGAAGGUUCAUAGUUGAAACAUUAAAUGACUUUUUGCCUGAUCCCUGAAAUUAUCUAGCUCAUAAUUGAAAUCAUUUUCGAAUCAUUGGUACACGAUUCAUUUAGGCAAGGUAGCCGGAGGAAAAUUUUAUAUACGAGAUAUUUGGUCUCACCAGCUAUACGUUUUAACAAAGGACAUUCUACAUCGUUAAUCAGCUAGUCUAAGACAUAGUCGCCUUGGCGAUUGGACCCAUUUCAUCGUUCAAGAUACUAAAGGCGAAGGCACUUCCCUGGGUCAUAUAGCUCGUAUCCUGACAAUUUGGGGGCUCGUCCGGGAUCAAUAUCCAAGGAGGUACAGAGACAAGUGGUUUUAACGUUCUGCUGGUGUACCAAAAGGCGCUGUGACUGAGGGUAGCGUGAGCUACAUAUAUUUCAGUUCCAGAAUUGGUUCCAGCUUAAUGUUUCAAGAUGAAUUAUGAUUAAUAGGUUGAGAUGGGCGAACGUGUGGGUUUGUCGGGUUCAGAUUUCAUAUAAAUUGUGGGUAGGAAAGAGAAGGAAUAUACUGAACGUCAGGAACGUAUGCUGAGACGUAAUGAAGACAAGUGCAGGUUUGAGGCUCAAUAAGCUGAGAAAAGAUUAUACGAGCUUGAACGCUUAAAAGAAGAACGACUUUUGAAAGAACAGGAGUUGGAAAUGAUAAAAAUUAAGGCUAAAGCCGGAGUUUUGGGGAAUGAUAAAGGUGCUGAGCACUAUGAUAGUAAGACACUACGGCCGAGACUCCCAAAGUUCGAAGAGAUUAAAGAUGAUAUGGAUGCAUACCUCGAACGAUUUGAGCGUUUUGCAAAGAAAAGCAGGGAAGGAAAGAAGAGACAUGGGCUGUGGGUCUCAGCUCAUUACUCACAGGAAAAUGCCUGGACGUAUAUACAAGCAUGCCUCCAGACCAAGCCAAUGACUAUCCUGAAUUGAAGAAAAUUUGGACUUAUGCCACAGAUAAGGCGAAACUUAAAAAGAGGUUUCAAGUUUCAGUAUGAAGUGCGGAAAAAACUUAUUAUAUAGACUCUUCGAGGAGAAGGAUGCCAGAAUUGUUUAACAAAUAAUAGUCCCAACACAAUUUAGGAGAAGUGUUAUGACACUAGCUCAUAAGUCUAAAAUCAGGGGACACUUAUCAGCUAAAGAGACAGUUGAUGAAAUAAGUACGAGUUUUCACUGGCCAGGCAUAAAAAAUUAAGUAACAAGGUUUUGCCGGUCAUGUGAGGUAUGUCAGAAAGUUAAGACUGACCUGGCAUCGAAACGUAAUAACAUUAGAAAUGGUUCGAAAGAAUACAGACGUCCAGAUAGAACAAAAGGAAAUUGGAGACAAUCUGAUGUCAGACCAGAUUCACACAACUGUGAUGAUAGAGAAUGGAACCGAAAUCAUGAGAGAUUGUCUAUUAAUUACAUGAACAGGGGGCCACGUUGGCAUAACAGAACGAGUAAAAAUGAAUAUGUUAACGGACAAGAAGACAAGGGUUAUAAGGCUCAAAUAAAUCUGAUUACGUCGUGGAGACAAAAUGACAUGGGAGAUGAUCUAUGUAAAAGAUUUAUAAGUAGGGCCGACAGGAGUUAUAUAAAAAGAGGUUUCGAAGAUAACAAUUGUGUCAACAGAAAGGAUGAUAAGUACCCUCGCUGUGAAAGAAACAAAUGAAGAACAUUUAUGAUGAUAAAUAGGAAAUGAACGUUGCAUGAUACUUCUGGAAUAUCGCAUUUUAUGUUGAACCAUAAAGUUGCUAUAUAUUUGAUAAUAUUUCCAGGAGGAUGACUAAAUGUAUUGUUGAUGACAGUUGUAAAUGAUUUGUAAGAUUGAGAAAUAGUAAAAAGAAAAAGGGAUUUUGAAUACAAAUUAUUCCUUACGUUUUUGAAAACUGAAAGUAUUUUCUUGAGAAGAGGGCUAUUGUCAGAUAGCGUUCUAUAAAUAGCACCAAUCAAAGUUCACGUCUGCUAAGGUAUAAAUAGGUAGAUGGAUGACAGAGAGAUCAUUCGGUAUCCAGCGAUCGAAGAAGACACAUCGAGGAUUCAGCUAAUAAUUUAUCCCAGUACCUUGAUGAGGAAGUUAUUGUAACUACACUGUCAGGGCAAAUAAAUUGUUAAAAAGAAAAUGUAGCAAGAGGAAAAUUUUAUAUACGAGAUAUUUGGUCUCACAAGCUAUACGUUUUAACAAAGGACAUUUUACAUCGUUUGUCAGCUAGUCUAAGACAUAGUCACCUUAGCGAUUGGAUCCAUUUCAUUGUUCAAGAUACUAAAGGCGUAGGCACUUCCCUGGGUCAUAUUUCUCGUAUCCUGACAACCAUUCAAUUUGUGCAGUGUCAUCUAUUAUUGAAAGGGAUGUUCACUGAAAAUUUACAUACUGAAUAAAGAACAGUGAAGACUAAGAUGAGCCUGCAUGGAUGUGCAAGCUCAUCGUGCUGUGCACUGGUCGCAAAGGCAGAAUCACUUGCUACCUGCAGGCUAAAGAUUAAACGGCAAUACUCACUUCAUUUUUUGUCGCUAUUACGUGUAAAAUUUGUCGAUUUGUCAUGUUUUGUCAUACAAUCAUGCCUUUAAAAGAAGUUUAAAUCUAAUAUAUUUGUCUGAAGAUGCACCCGAAGUUGUGCCCCUUUGGUUGGUUACGUUCGUGUCAGCUACGAUUAUUUUGUUUGGAUGCGUUUCCUAUACUUCUAAAAGAUUUUAUGAUAUAUUUCAAUUAACUAUCAUUUUACGAAAAGCAGAGUUAUUACCAAAUACAUUUUACUAUGCUUUUAGUUUUCCGUGAUGAAAGAAGAACUCCACUAUCGAAAGCUGAAAAGUCCCCACAUGACCUAUAAUUGUGUCGGCGUGACGUUAAAUCCAACAAAAACAAAAACAAAAAAUCAGACCACACGUUUUGUAUCUAUUCACGUCUUGUUAUUAUGCCCUUUUUCUUGUAUAAAUUAGAAAUUAAAAAACAAAAAAAAUAAAAAUUGAAAAGAAUAACUAGUAGGUAGACUAAGUCCCAAUAUGCGAGAAACGGUGUGACUUUAUCUUUAAUUAUAAUCGCAAUAUUUUGAGUUUCUUAAUAUCAUAAUGUCAAGCAAUUUUCUUUAAGCGUCCGUGCAAACUGAUCAUGAUCUGCACUGUUCAGUCAGUAAAUUUUCAUUCAAAAAAUAAUUGAAUGAUUGACCAAUACAUUUUAGAAUUUUAGAAGGGUAAAGAUUAAAAUAAUCAGUAUCGCCUGUUUUGGAGAAAACCGCAGAAAAUCAUAGCGUAGACAACCACUACAACGAGGCAGACACUCGUAUAUACGCGGUACAUUGAGGAUAUUAUAUGAGUGUUUUUCGGCGACGCCGUCUAAAUUCGUUUUCGUUUACCUAUGCCACGUGACUUCAGUUUGCCAAUCAAACUACUUGAAAACGCAUUAUAGAUGAUUUAUCAAAAUGGAAGAUUUAUGCAACACUCUGCCUGAUUGGACGAGAGUGUCAAUUUCUUUCACUCUGUUGAUUGUGCUACGCUGAGUGAAAUGUAGACAAAGCGUUUAUCCUAAACGACGCUGCUCACAGUUUUAAAUUAGCUUUGGCUCAGUAUAUUUAGCAAGAAUAUUGAUAUAUCUCAAAAUAAUAAGUAAGUUUAAUAAAUGUGAUAAAAACCUGUUCAAAUACCAACAUAUAUCAAAUUAAAGAAAGAGCUGAAUACGGUCUGCGUAUCACAUGAAUAAGGGUGUGAUAAGAGUCUUUUAUGUAGAGAAGUGCUUUUUAAAAGAUUUUCCUUGUUACAAUUGUCGUCUGUAUAUGAAAAGGUUUCUUGCUUUUGUGACUUAUUCAGUUUGCAUAUUAAAAUGAGUACUUGUUUGCUUUGAUAUAUUUGUUACAAAUUAUUUAACUGAUCUGUUAUAUAUGAAGAUUUUUCUUUAGUAUGGUAUGCAAAUAUUGAACUCAGUUGAAAUCUGUUUCAUUAUAUAUAUGCUAUAUAAUGACUGAAUCUCAUUACACUGAAAUGAAGGUACGUUGCAUACAGAUUAUAUAUGAAAUAUUGAAAUAAUUACAAUUGUAUGUUUUGCUUGACCUUCACUUUUUAUAGGUGUGACGUCAUUGUCCAAAGAUUCACGAAUAGCGAAUA
Messenger RNA from Mercenaria mercenaria, 7209 nucleotides. Its product is annotated as monocarboxylate transporter 12-like. The transcript is spliced from 6 exons. Gene Ontology annotation, molecular function: monocarboxylic acid transmembrane transporter activity. Lineage: Eukaryota; Metazoa; Mollusca; Bivalvia; Venerida; Veneridae. Bases 240 to 1298 code for a protein of 352 amino acids. The record is from RefSeq and is a predicted model, not a curated record. Gene Ontology annotation, biological process: transmembrane transport; monocarboxylic acid transport.